Tachysurus fulvidraco (yellow catfish) is the source of this 555-nucleotide messenger RNA. Its product is annotated as histone H2B. Gene Ontology annotation, cellular component: nucleosome. The transcript has a single exon. NCBI's taxonomy places the organism in Eukaryota, Metazoa, Chordata, Actinopteri, Siluriformes, Bagridae. The record is from RefSeq and is a predicted model, not a curated record. The coding region runs from base 131 to 505 and encodes 124 amino acids. Gene Ontology annotation, molecular function: protein heterodimerization activity; DNA binding; structural constituent of chromatin.
GGAUCUUUGGGAUUAUGACCAAUAACACACGUUUGUUCUUUUGAGGCUAAUUACAAUGUCAGACUGUAAAUAGAGCAGCCGCUAGGCGGGUGUUACUUAUUCUCUCGUAGCUCACUCGAGCAGCAACACCAUGCCUGAACCAGCUAAAACUGCACCCAAGAAGGGAUCCAAGAAAGCCGUGACCAAGACGGCAGGGAAAGGCGGCAAGAAGCGCAGAAAGACCAGGAAGGAGAGUUACGCCAUCUACGUGUACAAAGUCCUGAAGCAGGUGCACCCUGAUACCGGGAUCUCCUCUAAGGCCAUGGGCAUCAUGAACUCGUUCGUCAACGACAUCUUCGAGCGCAUCGCCGGUGAGUCUUCUCGUCUGGCUCACUACAACAAGCGCUCCACCAUCACCUCUAGGGAGAUCCAGACUGCCGUGCGUCUGUUGCUUCCCGGAGAGUUGGCCAAGCACGCCGUGUCUGAGGGCACAAAGGCCGUCACUAAGUACACCAGCUCCAAGUAAAGCGCCUUACCGCCGUCUUUAUCAACACAAAGGCUCUUUUAAGAGCCACC